AUGCUGGCUCUAUUUCCUGAAAUUGAAGAAUCAACUAUCUCCAAGGAAGUUUUGGGGGAGCUGCCGGAAAUAGUUGCUGUCAUCACGGAGGAAGAACCGUGGACCCUCUAUUUUUAUGGGUCUUCUACAUCAAAGGGUGGAGGAGCAGGUGUAGUGCCCAUUAAUCCCGAGGGGCAAGCUACGACCCUCUCAUUCAAGCUAAAUUUCCCGUGCACAAAUAAUACGGCGGAAUAUGAGGCUUUCAUCAUGGGGAUGUCUACAGCAAGGGAGAUGGGUGUCGAAAGGAUUAAAAUUAUUGGGGACUCAAACCUGGAGCCAACAUUGGCGCCGUAUCGUACAACUGCUGAAAGGCUUGUUUGUUCUUUCAAACAAGUUGUGUCAGAACAUAUUCUGGGGGUUACUAAUAGAUAUGCUGAUGCGUUGGCCACUUUGGGAUCAAAGCUCUCGUUUGUUGAAGAACAACCUAACAUUGCCGUGAUCAAGAAGGACAUGCCAGUAAUCGAAGCAAUGGCUCAAGAGGAACAGCUGGAAGAGGAUGACUGGAGGAAGCCUGUGAAAGAAAAAAUAGGCAAGGGAAGCGACAUCAAGGAAUUGAAGGAUUAUGCGAUCAUUUUCGGAGAGUUGUACAAACGCCUUCCAUGA
Prunus armeniaca (apricot) is the source of this 642-nucleotide messenger RNA. Lineage: Eukaryota; Viridiplantae; Streptophyta; Magnoliopsida; Rosales; Rosaceae. The record is from the annotation of a GenBank genome assembly.